GUGUGGGAUUCGGGAGGGUUCUGGAUGCCCUAGUUUUCUGGGUACCAAACGUCUGGCGGUAGGCCCAGGAUCGCAGUUGACAAGGCAGUUGACUUUGUGGUGUUACGCUUGGGGCAGGGAAGGACAUAGACACUGCGUGUUGGUUUGUCAUCAAGACCCGACAUUUAGGACGGGAGCCGCGUGCCGGUUUGCUGUCAGGACUCAGAGAGAUGGGUGAAAUAAUGUUGCCUCAACAAUAUAAAGAAGAAGGGAAUAAGCUGUUUAAGGAAGGAGACUUUGAUGGAGCUUUGGCAAGCUAUACCAAGGCCAUAGAAUUAAGUACACAUGAAGAUAAGGACCGCCCAGUUUUCCUGAAGAACAGAGCAGCUGUACAUCUGAAGAAAGAAAAUUAUGAAGCUGCUAUCAGUGACUGCACAGAAGUGCUGGAGCAGUCGCCUUACGAGCCAAAGGCGCUGUACCGGCGCUGCCAGGCGCUGGAGGCGCUCGGUCGCGUCCAGGAGGCCUACAGGGAUGCCCGCCACCUGCACAACCAGCAGCCUGACAGCAGGGAUGUGCAGCCACUACUGGCGCGCCUGCACAAGGCCGUGCAGAAACAGAUGGAGGAGAGUGCUCAAAUAACAAAUAAGGUACAGAACACAUACAAGUAUGUGUUUGAUAUUACACAGGAGAAGCAAAAGAGAGAAGAUUCUGCAAACAACAUGCUGGUCCUGGCCAAAGAAAGAUCAGGUGCGGAGGUGCUGAUGUCGGAGGAUGUCCACGUCAGAAUUAUGAACCAGCUGAAGAUCGAGACGAACGAGGAGAUCGCGGUGUCCUGCAUCCGCGUGCUGGGACAGCUGUGCGUCGACAGCGAGGCGCGGAGUAAGCGCCUGCUGCGGGAGCUGGGCGUGCCCUGGCUGGUGCAGCUGCUCAACAGCGACAGCGGCUCCCGGGUGAACGCCGCCCAGUACCUGCUUCAGAUCAUCGUCAGCACGCUGGCCGGCAUGGACGUCAAGGGCGAGAAGAAGGCCGACGCCGACAAGCUCAGGGAGAACAAGCGUGAGGUGGACUCCGUGAUGGCCGUGCUGGCGGUGACGACCAACUCGCGGGCGAUGUCGGCGCGCGGCCGGGACGCCGUGCUGGAGCUGCUGCUCAAGAACUGCCCAAUACAGGCGCUCAACUGGUCCUCGGCGCUGCUCGAAGCUGGCGGUGUGCAGCGUCUGAUGGAGGUGGCCUCCGAGAUGGAGGGGUAUCGCCACGAGAGCUCCAUGGACAUCACCGACUCCACCCGCACCACGGUGGCCGUGUGCCUCUCCAAGCUGUACGAGGACAUGUACUACGACAAAGCCAAGGAGCAGUUCGCCGAUGCCGUUGACGACUUUGUCAAGUCGAAGCUGAUCACGCCAGAGAUCGAGGGCAAGGUGCGCGUGACGGCGGCCAUCACCUGCCUCCUGCUGGGCCCGCUCGACCUCGGCAACAAGAUGCUGGCGAAGGAGGGCAUCCUCGAGAUGAUGCUGGUCAUGGCCAACACGGACGACCUUCUGCAGCAGCGCGUGGCAUGUGAGGCGCUCAUCGCGGCCGCCUCCAAGAAGGACAAGUGCAAGAGCAUCCUGACGCAGGGCGUGGACAUCCUGAAGCGGCUGUACCAGUCGAAGGACGACGGCAUCCGCGUGCGCGCGCUGGUCGGCCUCUGCAAGGUCGGCUCGCUCGGAGGUACCGACGCGCUCAUCCGGCCCUUCGCAGAUGGCAGCACCAUGAAGCUGGCCGAGGCCUGCCGCAGGUUCCUGAUCAACCCGGCCAAGGACAAGGACCUGCGCAAGUGGGCGACCGAGGGCCUGUCGUACCUGACGCUGGACGCCGAGGUGAAGGAGAAGCUGAUCGAAGACCGGGCCUCCCUGCAGGCCAUGCUCGGGCUGGCCAAGACCGGCGACCACUCGGUGGUGUACGGCGUCGUCACCACGCUGGUCAACCUCACCAACAGCUACGACUCGCAGGAGGUCAUCCCGGAGAUGAUCGAGCUGGCCAAGUUCGCUAAGCAGCACAUUCCCGAGGAGCACGAGCUCGACGACGAGGACUUCGUCACCAAGCGGCACGAGGUGCUGUGCAAGGAGGGCGUGACGUCGGCGCUGGUGGCCCUCGCCAAGACCGAGAGCCAGAACAGCCGCGAGCUCAUAGCCAGGGUGUUCAACGCGCUGUGCGGCCACCAGCAGCUGCGCGGCACUGUGGUGCAGCAGGGCGGCGCGCGCGCGCUGAUCGGCCUGGCGCUGGAGGGCACGGCCAAGGGCAAGAAGCAGGCGGCGCAGGCGCUCAGUCGGAUCGCCAUCACCAUCAACCCGGCGACGGCCUUCCCCGGACAGCGGGCGUGCGAGGUGAUCCGGCCCGUCCUGGCGCUUCUCCACCCUGAGUGCACGGCCCUGGAGAACUUCGAGGCGCUCAUGGCCCUCUGUAACCUGGCUGGCAUGAGUGAGACCGUCCGGAAGAGGAUCGUGAAAGAGAAGGGCCUACCCAACAUCGAGAGCUACAUGUACGAGGAGCACGAGAUGCUGCGCCGCGCCGCCACCCAGUGCAUCUGCAACCUGGUCAGCUGCGAGGAGUACGUCGUCAUGAUGGAGGGCGACAACGACCGGGUCAAGUUCCUGGUGCUGCUGGUGGGCGAGGAGGACGAGGACACGAGCCAGGCGGCGGCCGGCGCGCUCGCCAUCGCCACGUCACUCAGCAAGAAGGUCUGCCACAAGGUGCUGGAGGUGUCCUCCUGGCUGGAGAUGUUCCGGCUGAUGCUGGCCAACCCCCGCGAGGACGUGUGCCUGCGCGGCGCCGCCUGCACCCUGCACAUGAUGCAGGCCGACCGUGGGGUGGCCGAGCGGCUCGUGGAGACGGACAUCGUCGAGGUCCUGAUGGCGCUCUCCAAACUGCCGCCCGAGGGUGAGACGAGGAUAAAGAUCAUCAAGUACGCCGAGGAGGCGCUGCUGCAGGCGAAGGAGCACGGCCUGAUCAAGUCCAGGGACGAGGCCAACAGUGACGACGAGUGACGUCACCAGCCUUCGGUGACGUCAGCGCCGUCCGUGUCACGCUGUGCUAGUGACAUCAUCAGUCCCGUUUCCUGCGGUGGAGCGCGCCCGUCUGUCCCAGGCCCGCCAAUGCAGCGCUGUGGCGGCCGGGGACCAGGUGGGGCUGGGUCGGACUUCGCCUGUCUUCCAGACCAUCGCGCGUCGGUCCGAGACGGAGCGAUGCCCGGCCGGUGUGACGUGUUUUGUACCCUGUAGGACAUUGUGGCACGGUAAUGUGCGGCUUCUAGUCAUGGUGCGCUAGGCGCGCGUUGUUUGUGAGAUUUGUACUAAUCAUUGAAGUCAUCGGCGAUCAUGAAUAUACUAACCUAAUCCUGUCUGGUAUGGCGUUUUCAUGUUUGCUAUAAUACACCGCAUUAUUGUU
Molecule: messenger RNA, 3405 nt
Organism: Pollicipes pollicipes
Lineage: Eukaryota; Metazoa; Arthropoda; Thecostraca; Pollicipedomorpha; Pollicipedidae
Gene: unc-45
Product: unc-45 myosin chaperone
Exons: 19
Coding region: 210-3005 (931 amino acids)
Cellular component (GO): cytoplasm
Molecular function (GO): Hsp90 protein binding
Source: RefSeq, a predicted model, not a curated record